This is a messenger RNA of Lymnaea stagnalis (great pond snail), 7585 nucleotides long. Lineage: Eukaryota; Metazoa; Mollusca; Gastropoda; Lymnaeidae. The record is from the annotation of a GenBank genome assembly.
GCUGGAUGUCAACUUUCUUGUUGAGGAUCAUGAAACAGGGCGUGAGUGCCUAUAAAUUCAUCAAAGAGUAAUUCUUAUCACAAAGAAAAUAAUUUGACAGCAAUAGACCCUGUCAUCAUUUAUUUUAGAGCACCAGUCUGAGCAUCUGAGGUUCAAAUUUGGCUAAUCCAGUUUCAAUUCAGAGAAAUGUUUAUUUUGAGAUGUUCAACAUUUUUCUCAAAACAUAGACGUUAAAUUAACCAACAUACCCCCACCCCCCAACCGCACCCAUAUCCUUUUUGGUGAGUUAAGUUUUCAAUGUGUCCUCAGUGGUUGAAGUAAUGGUUAAUCCUAUACAUGGUUAAACCAGGGUCACCUCUAUAUAUUUUGUGCCACUCCACAAGCAGCAAAUAGUUAUUGGGUAGAAUGUAAAAGAGAGUUGAAAUUAAUUGAAGAACUUGCUAGUUAUUGAAAAUGUUUGUUAUGUUUGUUACAGCAAUGUGUACCUAUCUUUGUGUUUAUAAGAAAUUGAGUUUUAAAAAUUGAUUCAGAGUAAUGCCUUUUGAUUUUAAUUUAGUUAGAUUUAGUGUAACUAUCCCUCAUGCCCUAGUUGCACAGUUUCUGUUGAUCUGAUUCACUUGCUAACUAAUUUAAAUCAAAAUAUAACUAAUUUAGAAAAUGUGAUUCUAGAUUUUUAAAAAAUCAUUUUUGUUUAAUAACGUACAAUUUUUGGACAAAAAAAUUGUUUGAAUUAGAUACUAUUUGCAUAUAUGCAACUAUUUGCCUGAACAAUUUUCAAAUAAUGGAUAUCCUGUCAUGGCAAAACGGUGAUUUUGAUUUCUGAUAUUGCUUUAGGAAAUAAUAAAUAAUUAAUUUUUUGUUGGAGAUGCAGAUAGGUUAUUUUAAAUUAUACAUUACAAUAAAAUUAAAAUAUAGAAUAUUUUAAUUAUACAUUAGAAUAUAAUUAAAAUAUAGAAUGCAGAUUAAACUUUCAACUUUUUUUUAUCUUCUUUCAGAUGGAAAAUCAUUGGUACAUUCAAUGCAGGUAUGGACAUUUCUAACUUUUAAUAUUUGUAAAUCAUAAUUUAUAUUUGUCCAGACUUAGAUUUUCAUGUAAAGUUUCCAAACAAAUUUGUGGUUUGUCAGUUUUUCUUUCAGUUGUUAACAGAGUUUUUUUCUUCCUUGCAGGUCCAUUACAUACAUGAGCUUGUCCAGUCCAGGCUGUUGCAUGUAGACCACCCUUUGCAUGAUCUCUACAAAGUAUUACGUAUCCUUCAUUGUCAUUUAAUCUCAUGUUAUAAACUGUUCAGUGUCAGCCUGUUAUAGUAAUGGAAAAAGCCUAGACCAUCAGUUAGAUAUAAUUUUUCUGAAAAUUAUGAAUGUGAACAUUUUAGUUUGUUUUUCCAUUUCAAAUGACAUGACGCUUAAAUUUCAGCAUUUUGUUUUUACAGUAGCUUAUAAAGGUCAACAAAAAUGUGUGACAUAGCAGUCAACUUCACUAACUAGUGAAAUGAUUAUCAAAACUACACAAUAAAUGGUUGUAUAGCAAAACUAUCAAGAUUUUUUUGAGAUGGUGUUGUUGCAUUCUGUAUCAAAAUCAAUUUAAGUAUCAAAAAAAUAUUCUUAACACUUGCCCAGACUCAUUUUGUCAGUCACUGCAGCUUGAAGUCCUUCAUUCUCAAGUAAGUUUUAUUUUCAAAGUUUGUUCUGUUUCCCCCAAUACCAAAGAAGUACAAUGUAUAUACAUGGACAAAACAUGUCAGACAAUUAUUUCUUCCUCUGUCAUCUGUCUGUCACAAUGUGACAAUGGUGUACACUUCGCAGGACAAAAUAUCAAGGCCUGAGAUUUUUCUUUAGGUGUUGAGCCGGUUCCCUAGCCAGCCAAUCACCUCUCUCCAUGCAUCCGGAUAACCAAAGGGUUAUCAUCAUGUGGGAAUGAUACAACUAAGCACAAGGAACGUCGCAGGAGUUAUCAUUAAGUUUAUGUCAUUCUGCGUAAGGGACUACAUCUCCAGGUUUGAAUUCAGAGUUUUCUUUAUCUGAGAUGAGUUGCCACCCAAAGUAAAGGGGUGCUUGGGGAUGGUUUUGGUUGUCUAGGCUUUUGCUGGCGAUUGAAGUCCAGUCCACAAGAUUGGGAUUGACUCAGUUUAGACAACUUGGCCACCCUGUGUAUAUUUCUCAUUGUUACGACUUGAAUGCCGACCUCCCGUAUUUCUCUUAUAGUUAUUCAUUCUAUUGAGGAGGUGAACCUUGAGUGACAGACUUCAUUUCAACCUCUGAGCUUGGUGUGGGAUUACAUGUCUUUGCCAUGAUAGCUGUAGUCCUACAACUUAACAUACAAUGGCUGGAAUAAGUCUGGAAAUUAAAAACACAUUAUUUAGUUGGUUAUUUUGAUGUUUGUAUGUAGACUAAUCAUUUUUUGUUAAUAUUUCACCAAAGCUUCAUAUUGGACCAUAAAAAAACAAUAUUUUGUUAUGUUUAUUAACAUAAAACAGGCCCAGAGGCUGAUGAAUGACAGGCUGAGGGACAGCAUUUGUAUUGUUGAGUACUCACUCAGCAAGUCUUUGUCAAUAUCAUAUUGGAGGUUUGUACUGUACAACUUAAAUGUAAAAUUAAAGUCAAAGCAAGAGAACUUUCAGAGAUCGUGAUUGUUUAAAAAAAAUUAUUGAUUGUUUGUAGUCUUUAAAUACUAAUUAGAUAUUAGGUAUGUAGUUAAUUUUUUUUUUUUUUUUUUUAUGAUUAAACUGUGAUCUUUGAAGCUCUGAGGUAAAAUGGCAGUUUUCCUUAUUAAUUGUAUACACCAUAAAAAUAGCAUAAGUAAUAAUAAUUAGCUGUAAACACUUAUUUUUGUAUGCUUCAAGGGCUCAUUGGUCUAUAAAAAAAAUUAAUCUCUGGUGUUAAGUGUGAGCCUGAAAAUUUUCUUUUCAAUGUUUUCAAUGUUAGUAAGUUAAUGUUGAAGUUGAUUUUUGAUUUGGUUUGUUUGCCAUUUAUUCUAGAGAUCAGCAGAAAAAGAGGCAGAACAUGGAACAUUUUCCAAGUUAGUUCAUUAGUUCAUAUUUAAGCAUUUACAUUAAGGAUGUAAAACCAGAUUUCAGAUUUUUUACUGAUAACCAGUUUUCCUACAAAAAUAACGGUAUUAGUUUCCUUAAUUUUAAUACCAAAGGAGUGUUGAAUUCAUCUUUUGUUCAAUGAGAUAAACUCUUUAAAAGCAUAAUCGUUCUUCAUCAGUUAUAGAUGAAAAUAUAUUUGUAUAAUUAUCUUAGGAAUAAUGAAAUCAUUUAAUCAGGACCGCUAAUUCUCACUUCGAAUUUUACAGUUGUGAUUUUUAAAAGAUAUAUCAAAUUUAGCUCAUAAUUGUUUUUUGUAAAACUGUUAUAUUUCUUUCUUUGCUACCAAACUAUGUUAGUUUACAAACUGAGUGUUCACGUGAGUGAAGAAGAUGAAGGCAAACCUCUACAGAUCUCCCACACACCUCCCAUGACACCUAUUGAAAGUAGAAAAGUUGGACUUGCAAUCAAGGUACAUCAUUUACUGGGCUAUUUUGGUUUCACCUAGUCACAGUUACUAACCAUUUACAUAAACUUUUAUUUUCUUUCUCAAAAUGCUCUAUGAUUUGUUUAAAUUUACAUUUCUCUUAAUUUCAAAAUGGUGGGGAUUCCAAAUUUCAUUUAACUGCUAAAUUACACUUUGAAAAAUACAGUUUUGGUCAUUGACUUUAUUCAAAACUGUCAAAAUAAUAUUUAUAAAUAAAUGUUUAUUCCCUGAGGGUUGUUAGAUGAAAUUAUUAUUGAUCAUUUCUUCUGCUAUUGUCCAUGGGUCAGUGAGCAGAGUGAAAAGGAAAAUCUGCGGGGAAUGAAGGCUCUAUAACAAUAUAAAUUAAUUUGAAUAAAGAUGUGACCAAACAUUGGCAGCUAACAUCGCCCUUUAACUGCUGUGGUCCGAAUAAAAGAUCAGUUUUGAAUAUGAAAUGAACUAUUAAUUACCAGAUUUAAUUGUUGGUUUUUAUACAAAAUACUAUUUUAGAGUGAUCAUCUGUCCAUAGAGAAGUUACUCAUGCAGACCAUUGAAGUCAGAACUCACUCCAAGUUAAAGGUAGGGGCUAAGAGUUCCUGUACCACUAUAGGUAGCUAAUAGUUUCUGUACCACUAUAGUAAGCUAAUAGUGUCUGUACCACUGUAGUUAGCAAAUACUUUCUGUACCACUAUAGUUAGCUAAUAGUUUCUGUACCACUAUAGUUAGCCAAUAGUUAAGUUUUUGUAGCUACAUAUAUAUAAUUUUUUUGCUCAUGUAUUUAUCAUUUCACUGUUUGUAUGGUUAGUUAAAUGUUUUGACAUUUUUAAAACAGGAACUGGCUAGAGAAAUGCAGAGAGUUAUUGAUGGCAAAUGUAAGUAAAACACUAUCAUUUACUCGCAAAACUCUUGUUUGCUAACUAACAGAAAUACUUAAGAUCAGGCCCAAAAUUAAAACAGACAAAAUUGUUUUCUUUAUCAUAUAAAAGAAUACUAUGUUUAAAAUGGGCUGCAAUAUUGAUUGUUAUAUGUAAUGGUUAAAAAUAUAUGAGUGUUAUAUAUAAGGCUUAAAAAUAUAUGACCAUCCUACCCACCAGGUGAAGUCAGAGAUAUGCCGGUUGCCCUUCAUGUCAGUGUACUAAAUCCUUGCAUGUCAUCAGAAGUCUUGAGAAUCUCUAUAGAUGUCCAAACAGGAUCUUACAUGGCCUCCGUGCCAUCAUGUGGUACGUUUUUUCUACUAAAUUGUUCUCGGUUGCUUGUUUUAAAAUGAAAGUCAGAUUUUGGGCAGGUGGGGUCAUAGUGUCUCGGCCAAUGUUAAAUAUUUCUUCAUAAAAAAAAAACAAAAACCCUGUAUCAGUCCCCCUCUUGCCUUUUAAGAAUAGCAGAAAUUGAUAGCCUAAUGGAGCUAAUAGUUACAGGAAUGACACAAGCAGAAAUUGAUAGCCUAAUGGAGCUAAUAGUUACAGGAAUGACAAAAGCAGAAAUUGAUAGCCUAAUGGAGCUAAUAGUUACAGGAAUGACACAAGCAGAAAUUGAUAGCCUAAUGGAGCUAAUAGUUACAGGAAUGACAAAAGCAGAAAUUGAUAGCCUAAUGGAGCUAAUAGUUACAGGAAUGACACAAGCAGAAAUUGAUAGCCUAAUGGAGCUAAUAGUUACAGGAAUGACAAAAGCAGAAAUUGAUAGCCUAAUGGAGCUAAUAGUUACAGGAAUGACACAAGCAGAAAUUGAUAGCCUAAUGGAGCUAAUAGUUACAGGAAUGACAAAAGCAGAAAUUGAUAGCCUAAUGGAGCUAAUAGUUACAGGAAUGACACAAGCAGAAAUUGAUAGCCUAAUGGAGCUAAUAGUUACAGGAAUGACAAAAGCAGAAAUUGAUAGCCUAAUGGAGCUAAUAGUUACAGGAAUGACACAAGCAGAAAUUGAUAGCCUAAUGGAGCUAAUAGUUACAGGAAUGACAAAAGCAGAAAUUGAUAGCCUAAUGGAGCUAAUAGUUACAGGAAUGACACAAGCAGAAAUUGAUAGCCUAAUGGAGCUAAUAGUUACAGGAAUGCCACUACUCAAGUGUAGUAAGAGAACUUCAAGUGCUAAUUUAAAUAGACAAAUACACUGAAUUAACAUGGGUUUCUGUCUGCUUUUUGGACAACAAUCCCACGCAACACAAAAUCAGUAGAUUGAAACAGAAGGGAAAGAGCAUUUUAAAAAUAAUUUAUUUUUAAAAAAAAAGUAAACUGUAUAAUAGUUAUUGCAAUAACGUAUGAGAUUAGUAAAAGACUUAGCUAAUUUAUUAGUGUACUAGGUAAAGUUAGUUUCAAUAUUGCCGGUAAUGACUGAAGUUACUUUUUAUCAUGAUAAAAUUAAGUUAAGAGUUUUGGUGAAUCUUUAAGUGAAUAAAAAAAGAAAUGAGUUUAUUGUGUUCAUAUUUUAGAACGCUCAGCUGUCCAGGGCAUAGAAGACAGUUUGAAUGGAGAACACAGGGGAAUGGAAAAGCUUCUCAUGAAACUGAAGUAAGUCUUUUUUGGGUUUGAAACCGAUGGAUUGAAUGAGCAUGAACAUUAAUGUCUUGUGUCCUUGUCAUUGUUUUAAAAUUGAUAAAUCUAACCCGGCAUCUCAUCACACUGUGGUAUUUUCUAAGCCCUAUACACAGCUAACAGGCCUGAGACAUCAGACCAAUCAAGCUAUCACUUCUUGUGUUUUUUUUUUUAAAAAAGUGGAUUUCUAUUGGGAAGUUGUUUUUUUUUUUAAAUGAAAUAUUUUUUAAAUAUUUAUUUUUAAGGAAUUAUGAAAUACUAACUGGGGAAACCCAACCAUGCUGCUCAUGUAAAAAAUUUAUGGGAAGGGGUGCAAAGUUCUCUAAUAAUAAUUCCAGAUGACCCUCCAUAAAUACACCAAUGCUUAGUUGUAGUGUCUCUAUAUAGAGUGGGUAGAGACAAGUACUGGUGCUGUUUUCAAUGAGCAUAGCAAUAAGCGUACAAAAUAAGUAAGUGUAGGAAAUCAAUUACCAUGAUUACCGUGUAUAUCCCAUGACUGUUCAAACCCUUUCUAUGAGUGUAUGAAGUCAGUACCAUAAGUCAAUACCAGUCAGAGCUCACAGCAACCUAAAAACCCUAAGUCAGUACGAAGUGGCUAUUCGGACCUGAGAAGUGAGAGGUUGGGAUUAAAAUUGUAAAAAAUAUAUUAGUGUUAGGUUCUAAGACGAAAUUUUGCUUCUAAUGAAAGAUAAUUGAUUGGACUAUAUGAAUGUAAACUUACUUCUUCAGUUUAACUAAAAUAAACUACCACCAAUGACAUCCAAAUAGCAUUGAGUCUAAAGGAACCCGGGUCCGAAUCGGGGCGCUGCGUGUCAGGGUCCAUUUUGACUAAAUGCUAUUCGGAUGUCAUUUGUUGUAGUUUAUUUUAAUUAAACUGAAGAAGCAAGUUUACAAAAAAUAUAGUCCAUUCAAUUAUCUUUCAUUUGAUACCUUAUUUUGUCUUACAAACCCUACAAUAAUUUUUUAAUAUUUUUUAAUAAACCCAAAAUCUCACUUCUCGGACCUGGGUCCGAAUAGCCGCAGCCAAGUCAGUAUGCAUAUGAAAUGUACAAGCUGCUUUUCAUCUCUUAAGCCAGGCCUGCAUAACAUACGGCCCGCCAGCACCCACUUUGCGGCCGCCGAAGUAACGAAAUAUUCUUUAUUCUUAUUAUUUACUUAGUUUCUCUCCCGCACAAGUCUUGUCCUAUUUUCUUUUGGCCCUAACAAGUUUUUCAAUAAGUAUUAUGGCCCGCCUUACAGUUUGAGUUGUGCAGGCCUGUCUUAAGCUAUUCAAAAAAAUGUUGAUUCCAAAUUUCAAGGGAAUUAUUAUUUGUCCGCUGUUAAAAAUGUUAUAGUUCUUACUUACCUUGCAGCGGAUAAGAUGCACUCUGGAAUUCUUAUUAUAGAUGGUAAAGUUAUGUAAGAAAAUUUCAGUGGCAAAGUUGUACAGUUGUAUUAAAAUUGUAUUUUAUGUUUCUCCAGAGUUCAGCUUGUUUUACAAAGAUGUGAGAAAUGUGUCCAACUAAUGAUGGCAAACAGUCGUCCAACUCUACCACUCAUCAAUACAGCCGAUCAUCCUCUCAGUAAACUGG